AUGGAUCCCGAUAUGGUUUCGUCGACGGGCUGGCCCACAUCCUCCUUUGCAUACCAGAUUAACGUCGUGUCUGGAUGGGACGCGUAUAACGCGGCACGGAUAUGUCGCGCACACGUCCUCGCAACAAACGAGCUGGUAACGAUUCGCUGCUUGAAUGCGGAAGUACUGACUUCAUCGGAGCAGCGUCUGCAGGACGAGGUGCGCGCGGCCGUGCUCAGCCGUCAGCUGGCCCAUCCCAACAUCUACCAGCCGUUUGUCCACUUUGUCACGGCCGAUGACCCCGCCGAGCUGUGGACGGUCGGCCCCUACACGCCACAAGGCUCGCUCCGAGAUCUGCUCGAUACGACGUUUCCAAACGGUUGUGACGAAGUGCUCACCGCAACAGUCCUGCACGAGGUGCUACAAGCCCUUGUGCAUUUGCACAAGCUGGGAAUCGUGCACAACCGCAUCAACGCGGAGAGCGUUGUCAUCACCGAAGCGUUGCGCGUGUGCAUCACCAACUUCCAGUACUCGCGGGACAUCCAUUUUGAUGGCGACGGCAGUGGAAAACUGUUCGACUGCCCAACAGACCACAGCAUUCUGCCCUGGCUUGCACCAGAGGUCAUUUCGCAGGCUGCCCACGGUUACAUGACAAAGGCGGACAUUUACGGCUUGGGCGUCCUGGCGCUGGAAAUGCUCAACGGUGAUCAGCCAUACGCAGGGCUCGAACUGCCACAGAUGCUGCUGUACAAGAUUCAGGGGAUCAAGGUGGGCGUGGCACCAACAAAGAACGUUUCGCGACACAUGAAAGUGUUUCUGUCGCAAUGCCUCAACGUCGAUCCUGACCUGAGGCCAUCAGCUUCUGACCUGUUGCGCCACCCGCUCUUCAGACAGGUGCGGCGUGUGCGGGCAACAGUCGACCGCUACAUGCCGCGAACAACCCGCCCCGUCAUCUCCAUCCCGGAGGACGCCUUCCACUUUGGCCUGCCCCUCGAAGAGCCGGACCUGCCGGACACAUUUGAGCGGCACGCGUUCCCGCAGCUGUUCCAGGGCGGGCUGACGGUGUACCAGGGCGAAUCCACACACGAGCACACAUGCGUUUGCGGAAGCGUUGGAAGCGGAGACCAAGGCACAAGCGGCCGCGAAGAGUGA
Messenger RNA from Salpingoeca rosetta, 1131 nucleotides. RefSeq names its product STE/STE20/STLK protein kinase. Lineage: Eukaryota; Choanoflagellata; Craspedida; Salpingoecidae. The transcript has 12 exons. Gene Ontology annotation, biological process: protein phosphorylation. Bases 1 to 1131 code for a protein of 376 amino acids. Gene Ontology annotation, molecular function: protein kinase activity; protein serine/threonine kinase activator activity; ATP binding. The record is from RefSeq and is a predicted model, not a curated record.